AUGGAGACCGCUUCUACAAACAUUUGUGAAAGAAUGGGUCGCUCUCAGGAGCUCAGUGACUCCAAGCGUGGUCCCGUGAUAGGUUGCCACCUGUGCAAUAAGUCCAUCCGUGACAUUUCCUGGCUACUAAAUAUUCCAUGGUCAACUGUUAGUGGGAUUAUAACAAAGUGGAAGCAACUGGGAACAACAGCAACUCAGCCACGAGGUGAUCGGGGUCAACGCAUGCUGAAUUGCACAGUGCGCAGAAGUCGCCAACCGUCUGCAGAGUCAAUAGCUAAAUACCUCCAAACAUGGUGUGGCCUUCAGAUUAGCACAACAACAGUGCGUAGAGAGCUUCAUGGAAUGGGUUUCCAUGGC
Molecule: messenger RNA, 357 nt
Organism: Staurois parvus
Lineage: Eukaryota; Metazoa; Chordata; Amphibia; Anura; Ranidae
Source: the annotation of a GenBank genome assembly